AUAAAAAGGAAAUCUUUUUUUUUCUUCUGGAAACUGAAAGCCUCCAAUUCUAAACCUCGCGCUAUUGCACGCUCACUCCUCCAUCGCAUCCGCUGCUAUCUCUCGACUCUGACUCUGUCUCGCGGUGCUGCUCAUCCUCCAUCGCCGCUGCUCCUGUCUCCCAUGGUCACGAAGCAGCUUAAUGGAAAGGAUUGCCUUUUCAAUGAGCUUAUAAGAGCUUUUAAGGUCACCACGGAGGAGAUAGACUAGGUUAAAAAGCUUCUCUCCUUGGACCCUUCCUCUGCAACAUCAGUACCUGCCAAAUUCUUGCUCUAGAUAACUCUCUCCAUGGUCUUGUUGCUUCUUUUUAUUAUAUUUCAAGGUGCAGUGGCCUGAAAAUGGAAGACUAGCUGCAAUCUUAAUUUCACAAGGGAAAAGGAUAAUGCUUUCUUUCUUUACAUUGAGCAGAGGUAAUAAACUAUCCCAGAUCACUUGCAAGCGACAUCCUCUUUUUCUCCUUGUUGCUUGUAAAUCAUUCAGCUUGACUGAUGUUGAAAGAAUUACCAAAGUCAUCAAUGAUAAUCGCUUUCCUGAGGAACCUCUGCACCCUACCCUCUUGAAGCAUCUCCCACCAGGGUCAAUUUCUACAGUGUUUGUUGAGAAUGCCCUUGGCCGCCUCUUCGCAGCUCAUUCCAAUGGCCUUAAAGCAAUGGAGUUCUUCAAAUUUUGCCUCCAACAAUCCCAUUUUAUUCCGAGCUCAUUUUCCUUUGAAAUGACUCUCCACAUCCUUACAAGGAUGCGGUAUUUUGAGAAAGCUUGGGAACUAAUGAUGGAAAUUGGAAGAACACACCCUUCCUUGCUUACCCUAAAGGCAAUGAGCAUAAUGCUAUCCAAAAUUGCUAAGUUUCAAUCAUAUGAAGAUACUUUGGAAGCAUUUGAUAGUAUGGAGAAGAAGGUUUUUGUUGGGAAGACAUUUGGUACUGAAGAGUUCAAUGUUCUCCUGCGAGCAUUUUGCACUCAAAGGGAGGUGAAGGAGGCACGAUCAGUGUUUCAGAAAAUGCACGCACGGUUUAAUCCAAAUACCAAGACCAUGAAUAUCUUGCUCUUGGGAUUUAAGGGAUCAGGCGAUGUUACUGCGAUGGAGCUGUUUUACCAUGAGGUUAUCCGAAGAGGCUUCAAGCCAACCGCUCUAACUUAUAAUAUUCGGAUUGAUGCUUACUGUAAGAAAGGUUACUUUGGUGAUGGUUUGAGAAUUUUUGAAGAAAUGGAACGGACCAAUUGCCUGCCUACACUAGAAACAAUCACAACUUUGAUUCAUGGAGCCGGGAUUGCUCGAAAUUUAGUCAAGGCUAGGCAGUUAUUUGAUGAAAUUUGCAAGAGAAACUUGCAGCCAGAUACUGGGGCUUAUAAUGCAUUGAUCAGCGCACUAAUUAAAUGUGGAGAAUUGAAUUCUGCCAUGAGUUUGAUGGAUGAGAUGGAAGAGAAGGAUAUUGGUCAUGAUGGUGUGACCUAUCACACAAUUUUCUUGGGAUUGUUGAAGAAGAAUGAUACUGAUGGUAUUUGUCAGCUUUACCACAGGAUGAUUGACAGAAAAUUUGUUCCAAAAACUCAUACAGUGGUUAUGUUGAUGAAAUUCUUUUGUGUAAAUAGCCGGCUUGAUUUGGGUUUGCAUUUUUGGCAAUACCUGUUGGAGAAGGGAUAUUGUCCUCAUGGUCAUGCAUUAGAUCUGUUAGUAACAGGAUUGUGCUCACGGGGGAGGUUGCAAGAAGCUUUCGAGUGCUCAAAACAAUAUUUGGAAAGAGGAAUGCGAUUGAGCGAAGUUGUGUAUCGGAUAUUGGAGAGAUUUUUACAGCAAUCUGACAAUAAGGACAAGCUGAGGGAGCUCAAUGAAAUGAUAAAGAAAUUACAAUCUGUUUUGGCUCCAUCAAAGGGACAUGCCUUUGCUCAUUCUUCCUCCAUUGCAAUAGAGUAGCAUUUUCUGUUGUAAAAUAUUCUUCUUGUAAUCUAUCCCAUUUGAAUUCACUCAAAAUCAUUGAUUCGACUAUGGGAAUACUUAUAUUGAUUAA
Manihot esculenta (cassava) is the source of this 2045-nucleotide messenger RNA. Its product is annotated as pentatricopeptide repeat-containing protein At3g61360. The transcript has 3 exons. Gene Ontology annotation, molecular function: protein binding. Bases 422 to 1951 code for a protein of 509 amino acids. The record is from RefSeq and is a predicted model, not a curated record. NCBI's taxonomy places the organism in Eukaryota, Viridiplantae, Streptophyta, Magnoliopsida, Malpighiales, Euphorbiaceae.